AGAUGGUAAACUCUUUCAGAUGAAAAACGUAUUCAGUGAUAGGGCGAUAGCAGCUUUCUUUGAACGAAUUGCUGGCGAACAAUGUACUUAAACAAUAAACUCACAGACAACUAUACUCAUGAAGGCAUUUCAAAGCGUUUAUGUCUCAGGCUAAACGAGCAUGCUGUGUUUCUUUGUCAUGAAAAUUUGGGGCACCCUCCACCUGUUGACACCACAACAUAUUCCAUUCGCACCCUCAACAAGAAAGAUUUCAAUGGUUUUUGAUCCCUGAUCUCAAAUUAUAUACUGUAUUUGCGCUCAUCUAAGUUACUUUUUUUAAGGAUACGACUUUGUAUCAAUUAGUGCUCUUACUCUGCCUUUUUUCUAAGUUCUUCGUCUCUAUACUUAUUUUGAUACAUGAAGGUGUCGCAAACUCGGAUUAGCUCUUUCUUAUUUAUUUAUUGGACAAUAUAUUAGCCAACGUUCCAAUUUCUGUGUUCUUUCUUCUUAUUUUUUUGAGUUUUGACUAUUCCAACGACUAUUUUUUUUUACGUUUUGCAGGAUUAAACCACUAUUUCCCUGUUAUCCCUUUCCUUCCGGCAUCCCUCCUCGUGUACACGUGAGGUUUCCUUCUUCGUUCACUUUUGGCUUUCUUAUCUUAGUUUCCGUCUUCCCUUUCAUUGUUCGUAAUAUUUUCUACUCCCUUAACCCAAUGCUGCGUCCAGAAUCUUUGCCCAACCUUGAUGCGCAACUUUCCCAAUCCCCUCAACGUGAGAAUCCCCAGAAGCAAGCUAAAUUCCCUAGAUGUUACCAUGGACUUUCUCCGCUAGAUGCCUUAGCUGAAAAACAUUCCCAUUUGACGAAACAGUUAGCAGCUGAGGAAGAGAACUACAAACAACAUUUGUUAGGUGAAAGUGACCUUGCCGGAAUUGAUGAGAAUGUUCAGACUGAAUCCUCCAUCACUAGUCCUUUUCUUUCAUCUUCUGCAAGACCAACGUUAGAGAAGCGCAGCUAUACAUAUGACCAAGCGGGUUGGGAGCACAAAUUAAGCAAUGUUUUUGCAAGUUUUGAUCUUGAGGAUGACAUUUACGCGCCUUUACAAGCACAUGAUAGUUCCACGACAAUCGAAUCUGAUGUUGAAUCCGCGUUAACUUCGUAUUCUGAGAAUCGGUUUACGUCGUUAGAGCACUUUGAUAGCAACGACAACGGUACGGUUCGAUCGUUUCCUUCAGAUCCAGAUUACUCAUCUGGAUCUUCUUUACUUCAAAACUUCUCUUCCACCUCUUUCGAAUUACCACAAACUGGAGAUGAUCCAUCACAUGAUGAAGAUUCUCGUCGUUUCAGCGGUGAAACGAGCUCUCAACAUCGGAACAGUUCAGGCGCAAGUCCAAGAUUGCAAAGACCACGGUCACAGCAGCAAAGAGUAACACUUCUUCAGGUUCAGUCACCUUUUCUCAAAAAAUCAGAUAAGCAUCGCGCCAACUUAACGAAAUCUUUAGUGUCUAUUCAGAAGGCUAUUAAUAUACUACAGACGAUGCAACUACCUACGUCUUGGCCCCUUCCAUUGUCCACAGAUUGCUUGUACAGUCUUAUUCCGCUAGCUCAUCGUUUUGAAAAUGUUAUUCUUAGGAAGCUUGAGUUAGAUCUGCAAAAGUUAACUCUUCAGCUAGUGGAACAUGUUUAUGCUAUGGUUUUUGGAAAAGAGCUACCAAAAAAUCCUUUUGCUAAAAGUGACGAACAGAACUAUCGGGAUUUGAAGGAGGAGCACUUUAUACCCGAAAGAUCAAUAUCCUUGGUAACGGAUUUACCAAGCAACGAUUCUUCUAACAAGCAACACGUACACAUGGGUGUACAUUUUCAUUUAAACAAUGAUUUUGUCCGAGGCUUCUAUCAUUUGAAAAUUGCGGCAAAUGAUAUGGACCCAUUUGCUGCUUUAAUUUAUGGAAUAUAUCUCAGACAAGGAAUUGGCUGUACAAAGAACAGCAAACAAUCUUUAUAUUGGAUACUUCAAUCUGCCUACAUCGUUCUCACAAAGUUGCGAGCUGUGUUUAGGAACCCUGAAGAAUUUAAUGUCUCUGGUUCGACAUUUAAUUACUACCGAAUGCUGCUUGCUAUAUCCAUAUACGAGAUCGGCGUGGUGUUAUUUCACGGCUGGUCCAUACCCCGAGAUAAGAACUUCUCUAUGUAUGCUCUCUUGUUAAGUGGUUUGUGGGGUGAUGUUGAUGCACAAUACGAAUUAGCAUUACUUCUUUCUUUAGGUGCUACUACUGACAAAGACCCGUCUUUGGCAGCCCAACUUUUUCAUUUAACGAACUUUCAAGGAGUUACUACUCCCUCCAAAUGCCAAUGGGCAAAUAAGGAUAAAUACAGAUUACGAGUUAUAAAUGCGGUGCCCGCUCCCGGUGAAGUCACAAUUGUCAGAAAAAUUCUUACAUCUGCAAUUGUUAAUUAUGAUCUUUUGGCUAAGAAAAAAAAGCCAAAGAUUAAGGGUAUACUGUCACUAAAAAAAUAAUGAUAGCUCAAAUAAAAGAUUAUAUGUUUAUAUGUCUUAAGGGAUUUUUUAUACUGGCGUCGAAGCAUUGAACGUUGAGAGUUAACGUAUAACAUAAAGGUACAUACUCUAUAUAAGUUGUAAUACAG
This is a messenger RNA of Schizosaccharomyces japonicus yFS275, 2619 nucleotides long. RefSeq names its product SEL1 repeat protein Nif1. Gene Ontology annotation, molecular function: protein kinase inhibitor activity. The transcript has a single exon. The coding region runs from base 692 to 2491 and encodes 599 amino acids. Gene Ontology annotation, biological process: negative regulation of G2/M transition of mitotic cell cycle. The record is from RefSeq and is a predicted model, not a curated record. Gene Ontology annotation, cellular component: cell tip; cell cortex of cell tip. NCBI's taxonomy places the organism in Eukaryota, Fungi, Ascomycota, Schizosaccharomycetes, Schizosaccharomycetales, Schizosaccharomycetaceae.